Messenger RNA from Penicillium angulare, 1209 nucleotides. Its product is annotated as putative aminotransferase. Lineage: Eukaryota; Fungi; Ascomycota; Eurotiomycetes; Eurotiales; Aspergillaceae. The coding region runs from base 1 to 1209 and encodes 402 amino acids. The transcript has 7 exons. The record is from RefSeq and is a predicted model, not a curated record.
AUGGCACCUGGAACAUUUGACGUGAAUACUGCCCGCGGGUACUUCCCGGCCUUGCAGCAGAAGCAAAUCUAUAUGGACAAUGCUGGAGGAAGUCAGGUACUUUCAACAGUCGCGGAUUCUAUUCGAUCUUACCUGCUGAGCUCUAAUGUUCAACUUGGAGCUACCUACCCAGUCUCGAAAGAGUCUACCAGUGCAUGGAUUAUAGGAUAUGAGGCUGGAGCAAGCUUCAUAAAUGCGCAGCCAGAAGAGAUCAGCAUUGGAGUAUCAACCACUCAGCUUCUUCACAAUCUUUCAACUGCCCUGAAGUUCCAACCUGGCGAUGAGUUGAUCAUUUCCAAGCUGAACCACGAAGCCAACUCAGCGCCAUGGGUGCGGGUCGCAGAGCGCCUCGGACUGACUGUCAAGUGGUGGGCAUCUUCGAACCCCAAAAACCCCAUCUGUGAUGUCAACGAGUUGAAGACUCUACUAUCCGACAAGACCAGACUGGUUACCUGUCCCCACGCCUCGAAUAUCACAGGAAGUAUCACCGCAGUCCGCGAGAUUGCCGAUGCCGUCCAUGCGCAUCCACGAGCACUCCUCUGCGUGGAUGGGGUUGCACUCGCGCCGCAUCGACAGGUAGACGUGAAGGCGCUCGGAGUCGACUUCUACGCAUUCUCCUGGUACAAAGUCUACGGACCCCACCUAGCACAACUGUACGCCUCAUCACGAAUCCAGGAGCAAAUCGAGUCACUGGGCCACUUCUUCAAGCCCAAUGAUACGCUAGAUCUAAAGCUCAAUCUAGCAUCAGCCAAUUACGAGCUAACUCAGAGCAUUCCACUGGUAGUGGAGUACUUUGGGCCCAACUCGAGCGCCACAUGGGAUUCGAUGGCAGCUCACGAGGAGCGGUUACAGGAGAUUCUCCUUGCAUUCCUGCGGGGCGAUGAACGGAUCACUAUCAUUGGCGAGCCGAGCGCCGCGAAGGAGCUACGUGUGCCUGUGAUCAGUUUCAUCGUGCGUGGGAUGGGCAGCCAGCAGUUAGUAGAGGCUGUUGAGGCACGGUCAUCUUAUGGAUUCCGGAGUGGACACAUGUAUAGUCAUCGGUUGCUGAAGGAUGUGUGUGGGCUGGAAGAUGUGGAUGAUGGGGUGGUACGAGUGAGUUUGUUGCAUUAUAAUAGUGAGGCGGAAGUAGGGGGACUGGUGACGGUGUUACGGGAAGUGCUUACCUUGUAG